This is a messenger RNA of Syngnathus typhle (broad-nosed pipefish), 752 nucleotides long. RefSeq names its product NHP2-like protein 1. The record is from RefSeq and is a predicted model, not a curated record. Gene Ontology annotation, cellular component: small-subunit processome; precatalytic spliceosome; box C/D methylation guide snoRNP complex. NCBI's taxonomy places the organism in Eukaryota, Metazoa, Chordata, Actinopteri, Syngnathiformes, Syngnathidae. Bases 219 to 605 code for a protein of 128 amino acids. Gene Ontology annotation, biological process: maturation of SSU-rRNA; ribosome biogenesis; mRNA splicing, via spliceosome. The transcript has 3 exons. Gene Ontology annotation, molecular function: RNA binding.
AGUUCCAUUUCCGAUUCCGCAAGCAACUGCGUACGCACAUUAGGCUACACGUGAUGCAAACCUUUCAGCUAGCGACAAGUUGAAACAUUUGCGCAUUUCGUAGCAGUGAAAGAGCGAAUCUCUCAAUUUCGCAUUUUGUUGAUCCACUAUCCCUACCAAAAGGGAAAUACUCCUCCGUGAAGCAUUUUGCCGAGAGGGAAGAAAUACCAAGACCCGCAAUGAGUGAAGCUCCAGUGAACCCCAAGGCCUACCCGCUGGCCGACGCCGUACUCACCAAAACCAUCCUGGAUUUGGUGCAACAAGCCGCCAACUACAAGCAGAUAAGGAAGGGGGCCAAUGAAGCCACAAAGACCCUGAACAGAGGAAUUGCGGAAUUCAUCGUCAUGGCUGCUGAUGCUGAACCACUGGAGAUCAUCCUCCACCUUCCCUUGCUCUGCGAGGACAAAAACGUCCCGUAUGUGUUUGUACGUUCCAAACAAGCCCUGGGCCGAGCCUGUGGGGCGUCGCGAGCCGUCAUCGCUACCUCGGUCACCAUAAAGGAGGGCUCCCAGCUGAAACCCCAAAUCCAGAGUGUCCAAUUGGCUAUUGAGAGACUGCUUGUGUAAUUUUUUUAAAUUGUUGUUCAUACAGAACAGGGAGUUUUCAAUUUAGAAUUGUUAUUAAAUGAGAAAAUAAUUCAGUUAUGUUUAUAUGGUUAGUAUAUUUGUUUGUCAUGGCAUUCCCUGAUUCAGAAUAAAACUUUUAUAAACAUU